AUGCUUUCCGUUCAAGGAGAACACGUCCCUCUCAGCCGUCCUGUGCGAGUUGUCCCGCAAGUUGAGAUUUGGCUUCAAAACCUCUCCGACGAAAUGCGAUCAACAUUGAGGAAGCUGUCGGUGGAAGCAAUACGUGAUGUGAACGUCGAUCCAGCCAGGUAUCCAUCACAGGUUCUCUGCCUUGCCGAACAAGUUCGGUUCUGUCAAAGCUGCGAACAGACGCUGGAUGGCUCAAGAGAUUUCGACAAGUUGAAGGCGGCUCUACAGGAACAACUCAAAGCUUACACCAAUACGAAAGUCAGCGACAUAGUGCUCGACCUCAAAUUGAAAGCGCUGAUUCUCGAUCUGAUUCAUCACAUCGAUGUCGUGGACCAACUCAUCGCCAGUCAUGCU
This is a messenger RNA of Ostertagia ostertagi, 393 nucleotides long. The record is from the annotation of a GenBank genome assembly. NCBI's taxonomy places the organism in Eukaryota, Metazoa, Nematoda, Chromadorea, Rhabditida, Trichostrongylidae.